Messenger RNA from Pomacea canaliculata, 3618 nucleotides. Its product is annotated as muscleblind-like protein 2a. NCBI's taxonomy places the organism in Eukaryota, Metazoa, Mollusca, Gastropoda, Architaenioglossa, Ampullariidae. Gene Ontology annotation, molecular function: metal ion binding. The record is from RefSeq and is a predicted model, not a curated record. The transcript is spliced from 13 exons. The coding region runs from base 1092 to 2594 and encodes 500 amino acids.
GUGUCUUUUCUGUGUCGCCAGCCGCCGUCGAGACGGAAACUGCAACAGUUUACCGCACUGGGAAUUGCACUGCGCCAGACACCCGCGCCUUGACUCCACGCCGCUGACCUUUGUCCUGUACAGACGUACAAGCGAUCGUCGGUCUCCAUAGUGUAUUAUUUAGUGCUGGCCUCCGGCUGACAGUUGUGACCUCGCUCGCCAAACUUCGUGGUAGAUGACUACAUCAUUUUUGAGACAGACUAGGGAAACGAGGACAUGCUUUGAGAGUGAAUCACAAGGCAAAGAUUUCCACUGCUCCGCAGCUUGAUGUUUUUUGUAGGGGGUUUUGCGUUCUUAUUGUUUACUUGCUGUGGGCGACAGGAAUGUAUUGUGGUACUUACACGAUGAGUCUUACAGCCACGACUUGCGACGCAGCCCCAGUCCACAGCUAGAGUUGUCCUUCCUUUCCCUGCCUGCUUCUACAAGUGAACGCUAGUCGCUGCUGCAGUCGAGCCUGACCGCGUGACAACCAGCGGCAACAUCCCAGCCAGCCCUGAGACCUGCAGUUUCCACCCGCCACCUGACGCCUUCAUCACCUGCCUGUCGUCUGCUGCAGCACUUAGCGCCGCAUCCCUCACACCGCUUGACCACCGGUCACCACACCACGAGUGCACAGCUGCCUGUCGCCUGCAAGGUUGAUGGUCGACUGUUGAUGUAGACAAGUGUUUGGCCCACAAUCCCUGUGGAAGGAUCUCUUUUUGUGCAACCUUGCCACUCGACCCAUCAUCGUCAGUUUUUAUUUCGAAGGACUUUUUUAAGAACGCCUUUUAAAAGUGGACUUGUCACUUUAAGGUUCAUGGAUUUUAAGCGGUGAAGGUUUUUUUCUUCAGAGGACAAAAAAAGGCAAAAGCCACAUUUGCUGGAAAAACGAGGUUUGAAGUCAUUGUUUCUUGGGAGGAUCCAGUGCAGACCUCUUGUCGUAGCUUCUCCCCAACCCCUUCUACCCAUGAUAGGUUGACCCAUCACCCCCACAUUAUCUUUUCCUCCCCCUCACCCCUGUGACGGGCGCGCGUUGUUGUCAAGGCAACAAGAAGGAGUGUACAUCUCGUCGCAUGGUCGAGCCGUCGGUCUUCCAGUACCGAGUCGCCCCGUCGCCUCCCGAGCCUGUGAUGGCCAUGGUCAACCCCAUCACACCCAUGCUGAAUCCCAACGCCAAGGACUCGCGCUGGCUGACGCUGGAGGUGUGUCGCGAGUAUCAGCGCAACAAAUGCACCCGCACGGAGAAUGAGUGCAAGUUCGCCCACCCCCCGGCGCACGUGGAGGUGCAGAACGGCCGCGUCAUCGCCUGCUUCGACUCCAUCAAGGGCAAGUGUCAGAGAAAGGACCCUCCCUGCAAAUACCUUCACCCUCCUCAGCAUCUGAGAGAACAGCUGCUGCAGAAUGGCCGCAACAAUCUUAUCCUGAAGAGUCUGCAGUUGCAGGCACUUCACCACCCAGUGCUGCCCAGCAUCAUCCCCAUGAACGCUGCUGUGAAGAGUGUACCGGCGUUUGAGGCCGGACCAAAAGCAGUGGCCUACCAAGCAGUUCUGCCUGGACAGGUGCCAUACCUGACGCCGCACUAUCUGGGAACGGUGCCCACCUCAGCUGUUCCACAGUUCUCCCCCUACGCUGUCAGCUCCAUGCCUGCCACAAUGGCUGUGUCAGGGGGCACGGAGGGAACUAUGGUCACCCAACAGCUGCCGGGGGUCAUCUCUACCUCCAUUGCUGCCACCAAAACUUCAGCUCGCCCGGACCGCCUGGAGGUAUGUCGAGAAUUUCAAAGGGGUACAUGCACUCGACAAGCUAGUGAGUGUCGUUUUGCUCACCCAACAGAAAAUGUAACUGUGGACUCGUCAGACAACCAUGUUACGGUGUGUAUGGAUUUCAUAAAGAACAAGUGUACACGAGACUCGUGUAGAUAUUUUCACCCACCUGCCCACCUGCAGUCACAGAUCAAGGCCGCCCAGCAGCGCGCCAACUCUGCUGCCACCGCACAGGCCCCAGCAUUGGCGGCGCCCCAGCUGGGCUUGCAGGUGCCGCCCUACAAGCGGGUGGCUGUAGCCAAUGAUGGGCUGGGCAAGAGCACUUUCCCAAUGUACCAGCCGACGCUGAGCACUGCUUACCACCAAGCCACCUUGAUGCAACAGCUUCAGCAGCAGCCCUUCAUCCCUGUAACAUAUAGCACGGAAGUGAUGUCUUCCAAUUAUCCAAACUAUCUGCCAGCAGACCCGCUGGUAGUGAGCAGUGGUCCGCCGGCUGGCGUCGGUGUGACCCGGGUGGUGGGAGGCCUGGCCGCGCCCCCUACCCCGGUGGUGGGCAAAGCCAUUUCUUCUAAUGCCUAUAGCAUUGAGUACUUUGACAAACACAAGCAGUUGCUGGACACGCUCCCACUGUGCCGAGAUUUUAGGGCGGGUCUGUGUGACAGGCCCACCUGCAAGUUUGUACACGUCUCUGAAGACGUUGAGCUGACAGAAGUUGGUCGUGUUGUCGUGUGUCGUGAUUCUGUGCGCAACGCGUGUAAACGCGCCUCGUGCAAGUAUUACCACAUUCCUGUGCCUCUGCCUCCUUCCACCUGAUCAGUCCAGCUCCCUCCUGUCACCAUAGCAACACACCAAGGCGGCGACAGGACUUGGCACUGCUGUGCAACCAUCAAUUUCUUGGUGCUCUGUGAUUGGUCGAAUGCUAGCCAAUUGCAGCUAAACCUAAACGUAGGCUCAUGAUUGGAGAGGAAAAACACCAGUGUUGUUAUGACCAAGUGUGCAGAUUUUUGUCCACAGACAUUCUGUGUAUAGAUGUAUUUACCGUAGGGGGAUUUGUUUAUUUGCAAUUAAUCAUUUUAAUGAGUUUUCCCUUUUAAUGUAAUGACAGAGGUGCUGAACCCUACUAGCAACAGGUAUCUUGAACUGUGCAAGUUCCCCUCUCCUGACAUUGUCAAGUGACAACAGGCUACCACCACCUAGCACCUGUUGUUGCACAUGGGUGUACCUAUGGUGUCUCUGGGAGUGCUGAUGUACAACUUUCAGCUCCCAGCAAAACAGAGGACAGGGACAAAUAUACCUUAAUGAGCACAUGGGAUUUCAUUCUGCAGGGAGACACCAAGACUACACCGUACCACCUUGCCAGAAUUUGUACAUGAAUGUUUGUACACCAUGUGUACACUACAAACACGACCCAGCUUGUCAGAUUCUAUGAGCAAUGUAUGCAUUCAUAGUUAUUGUAGUUAUACUAGCAAACAGUGCUAUACUUGAGCGAGUGAGUGUUUACCGGUCAUUUUUAAAGUGCAGAUGGUAUGUGGUAGAGCUUCGAUGCUAGGCACCCAGUUGUUGGCGACAAGUGUAUACCUGGGAUGUAAGAGCUGCUUUCUGUUGGACACACUUCUCAAUCUCACUGUUGCCAUUUAUUUUUGUAUGAACAAGUAGAAGUCCAAAGUUGUCCAGCGUGUUUUUGACAUAACACCCAGACAUGAGCAUGUUGCAAGGGGGAGUUCAUCUUCUCAUUCCAUAUCAGGAGGAAGCAUUGUUUAGUUGGGUUUUUUUUUUGGUUUUUUUUUUUUUGCAUGAUCCAUUCAGAAGACAAGUGAGUACUUGAUGAAGGAAGAAG